Molecule: messenger RNA, 4508 nt
Organism: Branchiostoma belcheri (Belcher's lancelet)
Lineage: Eukaryota; Metazoa; Chordata; Leptocardii; Amphioxiformes; Branchiostomatidae
Product: cell death regulator Aven-like
Exons: 8
Coding region: 126-1358 (410 amino acids)
Biological process (GO): negative regulation of G2/M transition of mitotic cell cycle
Source: RefSeq, a predicted model, not a curated record
CGGUGAACUUUCUAACCUCUGACCUUUCAACAUGGUGGACGACGAUGUGCCCGAGCGUACACCAGUCAGAAAUUUAUGACGUUUUCUUUAUUUUACGUGUCUACUGAACAAUUUGCUCUGCUAAAAUGAAGCCAGAUCAACACAAAAAGAAGAGGAGUGCACAAUAUAAGAGGAAACAUGGCAUCCAAGACAAAAGCAAGGACAAUAAAGGGAAAGACGAAGACACGUCGUCGUCCAAGUCGUCCUCAUCUAGCCGCUCAAAAUCGUCCCAAGCACAGCGAGAGGGAAGUAGGGAGAACGACACUGGCAGAGGCAAAGAUGACACAAGGGGAGGGACGAGAAAAGCUGCAGAUUCUAGCGAUGAAUCCUCACAUUCAGAGGACGAGGCAGGGGCUGGUAGGACCUUCUCCAGGAGAAAAGUGCUGAGUAACUGGGACAGGUAUGAAGCACCCCUGCCCCGCUACGAGGACAGAAGUGACGUGACACUCAGGGGUGCGGACUUCAGAUCCCUUCUGGCCACAUCAGGUGAAGCUGAAGCUCAGUUCAGGUUUGAGGAUGAGAAGGACUGGGAGGCUGACGAGGCAGGAGAAACACAGCUCCCUACAGGAGGGCCCCUGUCCCUGGACUGUGACCUCCUGGCAGUGUCGCUACAGGCCAUUCCUCUACACAGGAGACUCAACAUCAGCCCAGAGUCACUCACGGAGGAUUUAGUGGAGAGGUUCAAUGAAGAAGCAGCCAGCCAUGCAUCAUGUGAGCAGGACACUCUUCAUCACACUCCCCUCAAACCCAGGCUGUCUAUCUCUGAGGCAACAGCCUCCAGCAUCCUGGACAAUCUCCUCAGGAGGGUGGAGCACAAACCCCUGCAGCUCAACCUGGAUGUGUCCCUGAAUCCCAAACAGCAAAGCAAAUCUGUCGAUGUCUUGAAGUUUGACUUCUCGGUGCCAGCCGCUUCCUCUGAGGAAGUGGCCGCUGCCUUAGUCGAGUCACCUGACCUGAAAACAGGACAGGAUACUGAGGAGAGUGCAGUGGCAAGUGAUAAGACUGUGGACAGAACAGAGAGGGAUGUCAUGUUAGACACUAGAGGACAGGAUGAGUUAGAUGAUGAGUUAGAUGUUCUCCUGUCACUGGACUCUGCUACACACACAGAAACAUCCACUACAGACAGGGAAAGGGAAGGUGUCGUCAUAAAUGAUGUUAAGAAGGAAGAAGACGUACAUCAGCCAAAUGAAGAGCAACUAGAAGACCCCAAGAAGGAUGCAAUGGUGGAGCCCUCUAAGAAACAACAAGAUGUAGUUCCCCAGCCAAAGGAGGAGACUGUGGAUUUGGAAGACUGGUUGGACAGUGUUCUGGAUGACUGACGUAUCCGACAAAACGCUGCAAGUCACACUGAAGAAAGUCGCACACAAAUUCAUCAUGCCUUUCCCUGGUUAUGACAAACUUUAUGAGUGCACUUAAAGCAUGCAUUUUACAACAAAGCUAGUGGCUAACAUAAAUAUUGGAUGUAGAAUGAGCCAUUAAUGCCCAGCUGUGCUAUGAAAUGGUACUGAAUGGCUGUGAUGCACCAGUGAGAAACCUGAAGCAAUGAGACAAUGUCAUUCCUUGUGCAACUGAUGAUGCAAAGUUUCAGUCUAUUCCCUUACAGUCACCAAUAACUCUAGGAGAUAGCAUGUCCUACUGUUAUCACACAGUAGAUUUAUGGAUUUUCUAUGGUUAGAUUUGGUUUUGAGGCUCUAGUGUUUGCCAAAUUCCAAUGUAAUAUUUUGUGCCAAAUACACAGCUAGCUUUACCAUUCUCAUUAUUUGAGUAAAAGGCACAUGCUGUUUCAGUGCUAGUUUGCAUGCAAGGCAGCCAUUGAUGACCAGCUCCUAAAACAUGUAAUCCUUCCCAUCAUUGGAUGAGAGUGUUGUUUGUGGUCACUGACCUGUGUAGCUUAAUAUACACUUUCAAAGUCAACUGGAAGUUUCCCAAGGACAUGGGGAGGGAAAGUGUUAUUAGUGAAUUCAUUGGCUUUGGGACAUGUAUGCAUCAGAGGUAAAAUGGGGGCUCAGCAGAAUUUGAAAUUGGAAAAGCCUUUUGGGACUGUAUGAGCACAUGCUCGGGACUGGUACACAGGAAACGAUGUGGUGACAUUGUUACUGUCAGCCUUCAUAGUCUGUUAUCUUGUUUCUCAACCGUCAUGACAGAGGUAUUCUUGCUGAACGAAUGAAGGCCAAAAUGAUGACACCUCAGUAUCUCAACAAUGAUUUUCAUUACGUAGUAGGAAACUACUACUGUAUGGCUGCAUUAAAGGCACUUAAAUGUAAAUUUCUAUGUUGUAUAUGUGUACUUUUUGCAUUGUUUUCCUCAAACAACAAAUUGUGAUUACCAUAUCAUGAGCAAUAUUUUGCAAUCAGAAGUGCAUGUAAAGGAGCUGUUAGUAUCACUCCAGUGAAUAUGUCAUAUUCUUAUAAGUUUCUUUCCUUCAACUAGUACUGAUGCAGCAUCAUAGCAUGAUCACUUAUCUUUGUAAUAACUAGUGGGAACAGUUAGUUAUAAAUCUUGGUUUAAUCCAUACACUGGAAUUACAGAUGUUUCCAACGAAAAGACAGAUGAAUAUUGCUGGAUAUCUUUCAAACAUCUGUAACUCUGUAUUCCAGUAUAUUGAUGAAACCAAGAUUUACAAGUAUCCUAUCCUGGGAUAAUCCAUUUUUUUUCUGAUGUGGAAAGGGGAGCAGCUAUCCUUUUUGACUGAUGAAGAUCACUGGAAAGUGGUAGGAACAUCUGUAACUCUUUACUAUAGUGUAUUGAUUUAACCAAGAUUUAUAUGUCUUAUAUUCCUGGCUGGAUGAGUAACCUUCAUAAACGUCUUAAAAUGAUGUGAUGCAUGUUGCACAGUGGGGCCAUGAGACAUGUACUUGUCUGGUGUACUACAUUGUAUAUUGAGUUGAAAAGGCGCCCAAGACUUCAGCAGAAUGUCAAGUGUUGUAACAUUGUACAGAUAAUGUUAGGCAUUAAAGGCAAUACACGAAUGUGCCCGAGUGACAUCGGGGUUGAUUGAAAUAGCCUGUGGCUUGACAUUGCCUGAUAACCUCUCUGUACCGGCAGCAUCUGCCUAUCAGGAUGAGUCAGAAUGGAAAUGUGACAUAUAACAGAUGCCCUGUGGAAAGGGGGGCGGCUGUCUACAUGUAUACGUAAGAACAUGAGUGAGAUGUAGCUGCUAUAAUUACAUCCACUUCUAGUUCAAGAAAUCUACAUACUACAGGUAACAAUAGCUUGAUGCUCUACUACAGUUUACAAGUGGAAAAUAAUUUUACACUGGUAGAUUAAUUUGAUGUCUAUGGAAGGUUGGUGUACAACAUAAGCUUGGACCUGCCUUGAUGCAAGUAAUCCCCUUAUAAAAUAUUUCAAGGUACGGACAGUCUUCUCUAAAUGCUCAAUCUCCCUAUACAGGUACAUGUAUACACUGCACCAAACCUUAACAGGAAAACAGGAAUAUGGACUUAAGAGUCAUUAAGGCACUAUAGAUUAAUGUGAAUCUACUAACUACAUUUUUAUUUAGAUAAAAUUGGAAGUGAAACAUCACAGACACAUUCUAUGGUGACAACUUUUGCCCCUUAUAACUUAAAAGCAAACAAAAUUGAACAGAAACAUAAUUCAGCCUUUUAUCACCAGAAAGCAUGGCAAACAUAACUGGUUUGUUAGAUUCCAAAGAAAUGCUGGUUUUCAAUAAUACAGUACUCUGUGCUACAUGUAUGUCUGUAUGUCAUGUGACUUCAAGCUGUGCAGGGUUUGUCCAACACAAACAUUUCUGAAGAUCAACUUUUCAGUCUAACAUGGGUGAAUGAUUACUCUUACAUAACUGUACUCUUGUUGAAGACCUCUCUGGAAACAUGUACAUGUAAGAACAGUUUUUCUUUCCAAGUACUUAAACAAAGUUACAAACAUUGUAUGUAGGUCUAAUACUGCCUGAGCGUAUGACAACCCUUUCCCUAAGGAGUUGACAGCUGUAAUGGAUACACUAAUGCCUGUAAUAAAUCACAAAUAGUUCUGUUUGACAUAUCUGGUCAGAUCACGGUGUAGUCAAACCAAUGGGACACAUGUAUGUGAAUCCUUUCAAACUUCAGAGUAAGGUCAACGUUCUGAUGAUGUAUAGUGGGUGUUUAUACUUGUCUAUCUUUUUAGUCUCCAUAUCUCUUGUGUUUUAGAAAUACACUUUGAGCCUUACCAGCAAUACUUAGUCAUUAUUUAUCUGGACAGAUAGUUUUACUCUAAUGGACAAAACAUCCCACAGGCUAAACUUAUCAAUCUGCUUCUGGCAUGCUUUUAGUCACAUGUGUUAUCAAGUAAGGCUUGUUGAAAGUUUGAUUAGUGUGUGUGUGAAAAAAUGAGGAAGCAAAGCAUAUAUGCCCUAGGAUAGUAAAAAAUGGUUCCUGUAACUGAUAUCAGUGAUAAGUAAGUCUACACAAGGCAAGUCUAGUACUUACAUAACUCAGUGUUAAUCUUCUGACAAUCACUUAUCAGAAUAUUGG